This is a messenger RNA of Morone saxatilis (striped sea-bass), 1629 nucleotides long. RefSeq lists its product as uncharacterized. The transcript is spliced from 4 exons. Lineage: Eukaryota; Metazoa; Chordata; Actinopteri; Moronidae. Bases 258 to 944 code for a protein of 228 amino acids. The record is from RefSeq and is a predicted model, not a curated record. Gene Ontology annotation, cellular component: external side of plasma membrane. Gene Ontology annotation, biological process: T cell receptor signaling pathway; regulation of T cell proliferation.
UCGAAGAGAGAAUGUGUAAGUUUCAGUCAGUGCAGCACCGUGGGAGUGCUUCAAUCAGAGGCAGAGCGAGGAUAUCAUGCAUUACAGUCGCAUGGAACCAGAGUUGAUGAUAUCAGAGUAACGGAUCAUAUCUCUCUGCACCACACAGCAAACGUAGACUGUUGGAUGAGGUGGACGCUUUAGGUGAUGAGGGAGAGCCUCGACGGCAUCAUUCUGCUGGAGGCGAGCUCACACUCUCGGCGGUGCAGAAGUGGAAGAUGAGUGCCUGCUGGAUGCUCGUGAUCCUCGUGGGCUGCAGAUUACUACAUACCGCUCAGUCUCAGAGCGCCGGCAGCGACCAGCUGAAAACCAUCUGUGAAGCUGCCGGAAACAACGUGUUUGUGCCUUGCCCAAAUAUGACGGGAGAAGAAUUCAAAACUUUCCUUUAUAAGGGGGACAAACAAAUCUAUGAAUACCUGUGCGACAAGAAAGAAAAUGUACUAAACUGUACGCCAUCAAACCCAUCAUCAAACCCAUCAUCACACCCCAUCAUGGUGGGCAUGGAAUUGGAUAACUACGCAGACAAUAAGAUGGUCAGUUACAUGCUCAGGGGGGUGAACGCCAGCAGCCAUGGUAUCUACAGAUGUGAUACCCAAGUCUUUUUCCCUCCUCCCCUGAAAAGAACAUCAAAUGACUUGAAGAUCCUGUUACUUAUAAAAGGACACCAAUGCAACCCAGAAAUGUGCGACCAUGUACCUGAAGAGCAAACCACUGCACUUCCCUGGAUGUUGGCUUUUGUAGGUGUCAGCAUCUACGGUGCAACUGCCACCAUCAUUGCCAUAGUCAACUGGAUAAAGUUGAGGAGGACGGAUUCCCAGAGUGACUACAUGAACACCAAACCCAAAGCGCCCCGGGACCGCAAGAAGAAAAGGGGGGUUCAGAAUCCUAUACCAAAACACUUCUGACUGCCCGUGCCUGAUGUAACCAUUUAGAUACACACAAAGGGGAGUCUUUGUAGUAGCUUGCACUGAGGAGAACAUUAUAGUGAUCGAGACUUUUUGUUGUCUGUUGUCAGUAGUUUUGUGUCCACACAGCAAAAGUAGCAGUUUUCUAUUGGUUAAAAAAAAAAACUAAAAUUAAAAAAAAAACCUCUUACCUAACACUUUUGGUUUUGCUCACUUCCUGUUUCAGUCAGUUCCUCACUAUUAUCUCUGUCACACUCACAGUUCUGUAGUUGUAACCCCCUUCUUCUUGUGGUUGAAACAGAAGGUGGUGCCUGAAAAGGGGGAUUUAACCACAAUCAAAGCUCAUGUGGAUAAGAGUGACCACAGUUUCAUAACAGAAAAAAAACAAAACCCAGAAGCCGUUAAAGGUCUGCUAAACUACAGGGGCCAAAAGUGAAAAUAUCAAGUGGCUUGGUUUCACUCCUUUUCUUACAUUUUGCAUGCAGUUCUUUCUGAGAAAUCAGAAUGUAUUCUCAGAGUUAACAAUCGGCAAGGUCGAUGAGAACCAGAUAAACAACAGGGAGCGUCACGCUUCAAACAAUAACAAUCUGCACCGUUUCCUGUCUUCCUCCCUGCCUCUUCUCCUUCCCUCGCGCUGUGUGCAGAUGUGGCUGCUUCAAAGGGACUCUACCUUCACCUCGCUCAC